Messenger RNA from Suillus fuscotomentosus, 1932 nucleotides. RefSeq lists its product as uncharacterized. Gene Ontology annotation, biological process: tRNA methylation. Gene Ontology annotation, molecular function: tRNA (uridine) methyltransferase activity. The transcript has 5 exons. NCBI's taxonomy places the organism in Eukaryota, Fungi, Basidiomycota, Agaricomycetes, Boletales, Suillaceae. Bases 196 to 1857 code for a protein of 553 amino acids. The record is from RefSeq and is a predicted model, not a curated record.
GCCUGAGGAAGAUCAAUUCGUCACGACUCACCAGGACUUACUCCAGGACUUUGUUGAAGACAUUAUUACCAGCUCAGCACUCAGCUAUCAUCUUGAUAAUCUCAAUGCAUAAUGCGUAAUGCUUGAUCAGUGCCACGAUCACUUACGACUAGUCAUUGUAUAGCGCUAUAGCACUUGCCAAUUUUCGCUAUACAUAUGGCUAUGGCACCCUCAGUUCAGCGACCGAGAUUCAAUCCUUCAAAUUCAUCAGGUGUCAGUGAUGUCCACCGGCUUCAUCAUGACGUACCGUCGCUGUGCAAUUCAGAUCCCAAUCCUUUGCACUUUAGAUUCCAGUCGUUGGUUAGCUGUCCUGCAGAUGUCCCGCUUGAAUUGUUCGAGGCGGCUGUUUCACAAUUGAUUCAUCACCCAGAGUACAAUUCGACAUUGAUCUUGCGCUCAGAGACCAUCUCAGACUCUGAUACCACCAUCCCAACGUCUGCUCCAUGUCUGGAUGGAUACCACGCUGUACGCAAUGUUCAUCGCAAGCUGCUACCGCGUAGGCCGGGUAGAGACUCAGGACUAGAGCAGCACUGUACGCUUUACGCCUUCGAAACCGGUGAAUUUGCGGGCCUUCCGUCCAUGUUGGUCCUUACACCACUUGUACCCGAAGGAGAGAGCCUGCCCUACUAUCAUCCUACGGUGUCACAUCUUGCUUUCCGGUUCAUCCCUUCCAGCAUCACCACAACUUCAGAUUCAGCUUCUGCACAAUCGGCACUGCGCAUUGAAGUUAUUCCACUCCCAGGCACGCCUACCGACCCCAACAGUCGCCUCUACCGUACGGCACUUGCACUCCUUGACACACUCCACCGUUACCUUUGGGGUGCAUUCACUCAUUAUCAGAAGCGCGUACAACACGAUGUCCUCAUACCCCGAGAAAUAUAUCAAGACGUAUAUCUCAAAAUGCGUGAGCGCCAUAAAGGGAUAGUAAACACAUGGAGGGAGACCACCGAUCCCUUGAAGCAUGUGUUCGAGGACAUUGGCAUCGCAACAUUUCUUAUGCUUUUCUGGAAGGACAUGUUUGCUGCUUCAGUUGAUUUAGCCGACAUGAAGGAGCUGGAUGAUUCACGAUGGACAUCCUGGCCUCGUCCAUCUGGAGGCUUCCUCGAUCUUGGCUGUGGCAAUGGCUUGUUGACACAUAUUCUCUCGGCUGAGGGCUAUUCGGGAUACGGUAUCGAUCUCCGCGCACGGACUUCCUGGGCACAUUACCCCAACUCGUCACGGGCAGCCUUAAAGGUGCACGCACUUGACCCCACUCAAUUUCUUUCCCCAGACAACAGCAACGAUGAAGAGAAAUCCCUUUGGGAGCCCGGAGCAUUCCUCAUCGGAAACCACGCAGACGAAUUAACACCAUGGCUUCCUGUACUGGCAACACUCACGGGUGCGAGUGGGUACCUCUCCAUACCCUGCUGUGCAUGGAUGUUUGAUGAGAGGUUUACUCGCUCGUCUGCGGCGUCAGCGCUUGAUUUCUCUGACAAUGAAUCGCUUGACGCUGCCGCUGGUGUGGUGUCAAGCGAGGCCGAGGAUGAAGCUAUCUUCAUUUCCAGCCUCGGUAUGGGCGCUGAGGGCACACACAAGUCUCAAUACUCGGCCUAUCGCAUAUGGCUUGCGCGUUUGAGCCGGUGGUUGGGCUGGAAGAUUGAGUGCGACACGCUCCGCAUACCUAGCACGCGCAAUUGGGCGAUUGUAGGUCGUGAAAGGCUUCCGGGAGACCAGAGGAUUUAUGUAGAUCGAGCGAGAAGGAUUGUGGAGGACGUUGCACGUAGAGGGACAUUCAAGGCACGGACUCCAGAAGGGAAAGCACAUGACAGGGCGUCAUGACAUUAGCUACCCAUUUGGACAGCAUUUUCUCAGACCAAGAUAAUAACGAACUACUAUUGUAAUAAGCUAUAUGAA